Messenger RNA from Didymella exigua CBS 183.55, 1887 nucleotides. RefSeq lists its product as uncharacterized. Gene Ontology annotation, molecular function: zinc ion binding; metalloaminopeptidase activity. Lineage: Eukaryota; Fungi; Ascomycota; Dothideomycetes; Pleosporales; Didymellaceae. The transcript is spliced from 2 exons. The record is from RefSeq and is a predicted model, not a curated record. Gene Ontology annotation, biological process: proteolysis. Bases 1 to 1887 code for a protein of 628 amino acids. Gene Ontology annotation, cellular component: fungal-type vacuole.
AUGACGAAGAACCACCCUUCCCUCCGCAAGGCAGCAUCGAACGCGGAUCUUUAUGCGAACCCUUCACCGCCCCAGCAGCUGCGGCACUCGCACUCGACGCUCGCGCGCUCGCACACGACAGCCGCACUGCCACGGCGAAGUCUAGCCGACUGGGACAAGAGACCCCAGAUGGGUGAGAAGGGCCGCGCCCGCCACAGCUACGCCGCACCCUACCCGAACCUGAUCGAGGACGACGAAGACUUCCGGCCCAACAGGCAGCAGCAGAGUCCGCCACCCGUCCCGCCCAAGAUCCUCGAGGAGGUGCCCGUGCCUGCACCGAUCCUCGAGUUUAGAGAUGGCGAGUACCGUCUGCCAGCGUGCAAGAUCACGUCCAAGCCAGUGCCUUCGCACCCGUGGCUCCCCGCCCAGCUCCCACCGGUCCCCGUACGACGCGAGAAGGUGAAAGCGGACCCCGGGAGGUACACAAAGCCUUUCACCGACUUCAUGACCGCCAACCCGACAGUCUUCCACGCCGUCGAUGCUGUAGCGAAGGAUCUCGAGCAGGACGGAUACAACAAGCUGUCUGAGCGCGACGCGUGGGAUCUGAAGGCUGGUGGCAAGUACUACGUCGACCGCAACGGGACGUCGCUCAUCGCCUUUGCUAUUGGAGACAACUACAAGGCAGGCAACGGUGCAGCCAUUGUCGCAGGCCACAUCGACGCCCUCACCGCCAAGCUCAAGCCGAUUUCCAAGCUGCGGAACAAGGCUGGAUAUCUCCAGCUGGGCGUUGCGCCUUAUGCAGGCGCUCUUAACGAUACCUGGUGGGACCGUGACCUUGGAAUUGGUGGACGUGUGCUGGUCAAGGAACACGGCAAGAUCGUCACCAAGCUGGUGAAGCUGGACUGGCCCAUUGCAAGGAUACCGACGCUGGCACCUCACUUCGGUGCUGCUGCGAACGGCCCAUUCAACAGAGAGACUCAGAUGGUCCCCAUUGUUGGCCUCGACAACAGCGAUUUUAAUGGGCUGAAUGCUUCCACGGGUCGCGCGCUCGAGUGCGAAGGUGAAUGGAAAGCCAGUCCACUGGGUGGUGAGGGUGCGUUCGCCGCUACCCAGCCCGAGAGACUCGUCAAGGCCAUCUCGUCUGAGCUCGGCAUCACAGAUUAUUCCACUAUUGUCAACUGGGAGCUUGAGCUCUUUGACGUCCAACCAGCCACUACUGGUGGUCUCGACCGCGAAUUCAUCUUUGCUGGCCGCAUCGACGACAAGCUGUGCUCUUGGGCCGCCAUCCAGGCGCUACUCAACUCUGAUGCAUCCCUAAGUACCUCCUCGCAGAUCCGUGUCGUCGCCCUGUUCGAUGACGAAGAAGUUGGCUCGUUGCUGCGUCAAGGUGCGCGUGGUAACUUCCUCCCUAGCGUUGUCGAACGCAUCGUGGAGGAGUUCGCUGAGUCGAAAGUCAAGAACUCGCUUGCCCGGACCUAUGCGAACUCCUUCUUGGUCUCCAGCGACGUUAUUCACGCCGUCAACCCCAACUUCCUCAACGCCUACCUCGAGAACCAUUCUCCACGGCUCAACAUCGGCCCAGCUGUCUCCGCGGACUCCAACGCCCACAUGACAACCGAUGCUGUUAGUACUGCCAUCCUCCAGCGUUGUGUUGACGCCGAUGCUGGUACACGCAAACAGGACCCUAAACUGCAGGUUUUCCAGAUUCGCAAUGACAGCCGGAGCGGAGGUACUGUAGGCCCGAUGCUAUCGGCCGCUACAGGCAUCAGGGCAAUCGACUGCGGUAUUCCGCAACUCAGUAUGCACUCUAUCCGUGCAACUACUGGCAGCCAGGACCCUGGCCUUGGCGUUUUUGCGUUCCAGAGCUUUCUUGAGAGGUUUGAGGAGGUAGACAAGGAAUUCAAGUAG